Pocillopora damicornis (cauliflower coral) is the source of this 1122-nucleotide messenger RNA. RefSeq lists its product as uncharacterized. Lineage: Eukaryota; Metazoa; Cnidaria; Anthozoa; Scleractinia; Pocilloporidae. Gene Ontology annotation, cellular component: mitochondrion. Gene Ontology annotation, biological process: aerobic respiration; mitochondrial fission. The record is from RefSeq and is a predicted model, not a curated record.
AACAUGGCUGACGAUCUAAAAUCAAUCGACCCCGGAGUAGAGAAUAGUUGCAACAAAAACCAGAGUGCUGUACGACAAGAAGCCUCUAGUUCUACGGAAUAUCCAUGGCAAACAGAGUUGCAGAUAACUCAUGACCGCAGGGAAAUUAACGACAUUCUAGAGCGCAGAGGUGCAGAGAUUCGAAAUAUCUACGAGCUGAGCCAGAAUUCAGAUGACUGCCACCUCCUUGAGAGAGAAUGGUUGGCCUUGGUAACAGAAAAAGAUAAGAACCUUUGCAAACAAAUUGAAGAGGAGAAUGAACAGGCUAAGAGAAAUCAAAUCAAGCAACUUCAUCAGGUUCUUGAAUCUCUUGGAACAUUUAACUUCAACAAACCAAAUGAAGCCAUUUUAAAGCGAAAUCUGGCAAAGAUGUACCAUCAAAUUGGCAAAUACUGCAGCAGGAAUAAGAUAGAUGUAACCAUGAAAGACAGCAGUAAUACUAUUACGUCCUCAGACAGUCCUGAUGAAAACAUUCUUGUUGCCCCCCCUGCACCUCCACCCCCUCCAAUACUGAUACCCCCUCCUCCUCCACCACCACCUCUGACCCCCCUUACAAGCAUCAAUGCUACACCACAAAAUGAUACUAAACACCUUUCAAGGAAGAGAGGUGCCUUGACUGCAAGAAAUAUCUCAACAACCCCAUGUGAUCAAAGAAAUGAGGAACUUCUUAAAAAGAUAAGGGGUGGCUGUAGAUCAGAGCUACGACGAACAUCAUUUAAGCGUUCCCCUGGCGGUACACCAUUUAAAAGGCAGAGGCGUGUUUCUGAUAGCAAUACCUCUGAUUUGAUAACUGUGGCUUUGAAGAAAAAAUUUCAAAAUGUAACUUUCCAAAGCCCCAGAGAAAAUGACUCUCCCAGAUCUUUCACAUCCUUCGAGGACUUGCAACAAAAUUAAUGUGUUAUAAAAAAAAAAUAUCAUGUUUUUUUUAAUGUGAAAGCUGAGAGGAAACAUUUUAUUACAAUCACCAUGUAGGGUUGAUGUGAUGCAUACAAAGAUACUGCACAAAAAUUUGUAUUGAAUCAUCAGUUUAAAUGUUUAGAUAGUUUAUUUUUAAUAAUUUUUAUAAACUUCUUCGUUUGAUUG